CACCAGCAAGCAAGCAAAAUGAAGCUACAUUGUUCUUCAGAUAUCAUCAAAGAGUCAUCAAAGAGUGGUUGGCAUAUCAACAGUGAGUGAAGAUUCGCAUUCAAUAUAGGCAUAAUGCAAAUUAAUCAAUUAACUGACUCAAUUCAUUUGGAAAGCAGAUAAUACAAGGAAACGAAUGUCCUUGAUUAUUUAACAGUUUUAUUAAUUCUUAGGUGAACAACUGCAGUAGAGUGCAUGAAUCUUGUGUGGUGUAUCAAAUGAAUACAUCGGUAUGUGUUGGGGCCUUAUAAAUCCAAGGUCGUUUGCUCUACUUUCUCUGGAUGGCGACAUCAAUCAUCAAAUUACAUACCCUUUCCGGUGCCAAUGAUAACGGAGCGCCCUGUUAUUUACUUCAAGUAAGAUGAAUUUCACUGUCUUCUUGAUUGUGGUUGGUGUGAAAAACUGGAUAGUGCUUAUGUGAAAGAGGUUUCGAAGUGGGCCAAACACAUUGAUGCCGUGCUUCUUAGUCAUCAGAGCUUAAGACAUCUUGGGCUACUCCCGUAUCUUGUGGGGACAUGUGGACUUAACUGCCCAAUUUACGCUACAACUCCUGUUUAUAAAAUGGGACAGAUGUUUUUGUAUGAUUUUUACCAGUCAAGACAUGCGUCAGAAGACUUUCAUCAUUUCACCCUUGAUGACGUGGACCUAGCAUUUGAUAAUGUUCAUCAGGUUAAGUAUCAACAAAUGACCAGUCUUCAUGGACGUGGUCAUGGAUUAUGUAUAAUACCACUUCCGUCAGGACAUACUAUUGGCGGGACUAUCUGGAAAAUAGUCAAAGAAGAUACAAGUAUUGUCUAUGCCCUAGAUUUCAACCACAAAAAAGAAAGACAUUUAAAUGGAGCCACAUUCGAUGCUUGCUUACGUCCUCAUUUAUUGAUCAUGGAUGGUUCCAACACUUUAUAUACUCAGCCUAGGAGGAAAGACCGCGAUGAAAAUUUACGUCAAACAAUAUUGAAAACCUUAAGACGUGGUGGGAAUGUGUUGAUUGCAGUUGAUACAGCCGGCCGGUGCCUGGAGGUCGCCCAUUUUCUGGAGCAGUGUUGGCUCAAUCAAGAUUCUGGUCUAAUGGCUUAUGGAUUAGCAAUGAUAAAUAACGUGGCCGUGAAUGUCGUAGACUUUGCAAAGUCUAUGGUUGAGUGGAUGUCUGAGAAAGUAAUGCGGUCUUUUGAAGACCAGAGGAGCAAUCCAUUUCAUUUCAGGCACAUGCAGCUUUGCCAUACACUGGAGCAACUAGAUGCAGUUUCGGAGCCAAAAGUUGUUCUUUCAUCACUUUCCGAUCUUAGCUCUGGAUUUUCACGUCAGUUAUUUGCUGAGUGGGCUGACAAUGAUUUAAAUGCAGUUAUUCUUACCUCUCGAGAUUCUGUCACUACUGGAAGUGAUGUGUCUCCUGCUCAUAGCUUAAUAUCACGUCUUAUUGGACUAGCAAGGAAGGACGUAGAAGCAAGAAAAGACUUGCCAACAAGUUCCACUGGGACUUUAAUUCUUCCUUUAACGCUGUCACAAAGAGUAUCGUGUUCCCAAAUAGAACGAGCGGGUUCUGACAUUCCACACUUGAGGAAUUCCACGAAAAUUUUAUCAGCUGCACAGAAUAUCAGUCCAACAACUGGUGACUUCCCUUCAGAAACAGAACCUACAGAUGUAACCACUAGUUUAACAGAGAUCGUUGUGCCAUCGUUGAAUGAUGCUCCAUCUGAUGAAGUUUCGUCACAGAAACCAGAAGAAGCCCCUGAAAGACGCAUUUCAUGUGGAUCUGAAAUGGAAAUUGAAUCAACGCCUAAUGAAAGUCGUCCUAGUGAUUUGGUUGAUUCUAGCGGAGAUAAAUUCAAGCCUCUUCCUCUCACAUUAUCCGUUCCGAGAGAUCGUUCCCAGAAGACACCUGUUCCAGACAGUAUGGUUAAGCUAAUUCCUCAGACUAACUUACAUUCAAUGCCCAUGAAUGUAGACCACUUCGGGGGAACAACUGCUCAUCUGACUGCCGGACGACAUCAGGCUGGCUAUGAUAUAUAUCCAGGACUUCAUAAUCAGGCUGGGGGACAGUUUUUCCGUGUUGCUAAACGAACUCAACUCAUGUUUCCUCAAAACGAAAAGAAAGUUCAUUGGGAUGAAUAUGGGGCACAUGUUGAUCCGGAAUUGUUUGCUUCGGCUGAACCUAUUUCUAACCAGGUAGCAUUACAGCUUUGCGACGUUAAAAAUAAAGAUAUAAAAGCAAGUCCAGAUUUUGUCGCAUCGACUUUCACUUCUACAUCAAUAUUGGAUUAUUUAGUUGCAAAAACACCAAAUCUUGAUGUAUUGGAUACGGAUACACGUUGUGUAAUACACAAUUUAGAAAUACCUUUACGUUGUGAAAUUAUAUUUUUGGAUUAUGAGGGUCGAUCAGAUGGUGAAGCUAUGAAGCGUAUACUAAUUGGUUUAAGACCCCAAGAAGUGAUUUUAGUUGGCAAUAAUGCACCAGCUAUUGAUCAUCUUGCCAAUUAUUGUCGUGGUGUUAUGAUGUUAGAUUCAAAACAAAUACAUAUUCCUCAUACACUAGAAGUUGUCAAUUGUACAAAAGAAGGUGAUAUUUAUCAAGCACGAAUGAAGGAUAGUUUAGUAUCCAGUUUGAGAUUUACAAAGAUACGUGAUUAUGAACUGGCUUGGGUUGAAGCAGUUGUAUCAAUUGAUGAUAAAUCGAAUUAUCAUAUUAAAGAAGAGACAGAAAAUGAAGAUGAAGAAAUGUCCAGUGAUAAUAAUAAUAGUCAUGAUCAUAAUGCUGGAUCAGAAUCUAAAAGUCGUACACCACUAGCUGCUGAUGAUUUACCAGUUCUUAGUCUUCCAACAGGUCCUGUUGGACGACAUGAUACUGUCUUUGUCAAUGAACCAAAAUUAUCAGAUUUGAAACAGCUUUUAUUAUCACAAGGUUUAAUGGCAGAAUUUGUCAGUGGUAUAUUAGUCGUUGAUAAUUGUGUAGCAAUUAAACGUUCAGAAGCAGGUAAAUUAUUACUAGAAGGCUUAUUAUGCGGAACGUAUUUUGAAGUACGUCGUAUCCUGUAUCAACAAUUCGCUAUCUUGUGAUGAAAUGAAGACAAAAAAAGCAAACAACAGCAUUAUUUUUGUUCUGUACACAUAUUAUUGUACAUGUAUAUAUAUUUUUUGUGAAAUAAAUAUUGUUUUGCUAUUGUUUGCCUGUCUUCUGUUACCUUCUAAGUGUAAUUGGUUACACUGAACUGAUAUGUUGAUGUAUUUUCAUUUAGUAUAAUGUGUAUACUACUUUUUGAGUAGUAUUUUAUUGGUCUGGACUGUUGACUUCCUAUCAGUGGGUCAUGGGUUUGACUUCGGCUUGGCCUACCGAUGUGUUUGGGCAGUCAAGUAGUAUCAGACUAAUCCUUACACAAUAGGUGUAUGGUUUAUUGAGUAACAUUUCAUGCAUUUUUUCAGUUGUUUGUUUUUGUUGUCAUACAUAUGAAAAGUGACAAACAUUUACACUUACGAAACACGAUAAAAAUAGCUGUGUAGAAAUUGAAAGUAAAUGUCUAUGGCUCAGUGGUAGAAUACUUGCCAACUACCCGAGU
Trichobilharzia szidati is the source of this 3587-nucleotide messenger RNA. The record is from the annotation of a GenBank genome assembly. NCBI's taxonomy places the organism in Eukaryota, Metazoa, Platyhelminthes, Trematoda, Strigeidida, Schistosomatidae.